GGCGACACGGAGGUCAACAAGGACACAAAGGCUCCUGAUCGCUCGCCGGAGGAGAACCAGCUGCUACUUCUACCCCCGCGCCUGGCCCAGCAUCCGGGGCGCGGACUGGUGGGAGCGAGUGGUCCUGAAGGAGUUCCGUCCCCAGGACUGGCUGGAGAAGUUCCGGAUGUCCAGGGAGACCUUCUUCUACGUCUGCAACCGGCUGCGGCCGGGGCUGGCUCCGCACAGCGCCCACUUCCACCCCGCGCUGCCCCUGGAGAAGCGGGUGGCCGUGGCCCUGUGGCACCUGGCCACCAACGUGGAGUACCAGACUCUGAGCCCGCUCUUCGGCGUGGGGCCCUCCACAGUGCAGACGUGCGUGCGGGAGGUGAGCUACGCCGUGGUCCUGCUGCUGAAGCCCCUCUACCUCCGGCUGCCCAACGAGAAGGAGCUGGAGAACAUGGCGCGCAUCUUCCGCACCCGCUGGGGCUUCCCGCACUGCAUCGGCGCCCUGGACAGCCUCCACAUCCCCAUCAACCCCCCGCUGCGCCUCAGCGCCGACUACUGCAACGGCCAGGGCUGGCACUCCAUCCUCACCCAGGCCACCGUGGACGGGCUGGGCCAGUUCUGGGACGUCUCCACCGCCUUCCCCGGCAGCAUGGAGAACAGCGCGGUCCUGGAGAGCUCCAGCCUGUGGGUGCUGGCCAAGGAGGGCCGGCUGUGCCCCAACCCGCCCAAGCACUUCAUGGGGAAGGCGCAGAAGUACGUGCUGCUGGGCGACGCCACCUACCCCCUGCAAGACUGGAUCCUCAAGCCCUACCAGGAGGAUGAGAACCUCACCCAGCGGCAGCUGCAGUUCAACUACCGCCUCAAGCGGGCGCACAGCGUGAUCGAGAACGCCUUCCUGCGCCUGAAGGCUCGCUGGCAGAUCCUCCUCAAGUGCGACGACUGCAGCCUGGAGCUGCUGCCCACCCUCGUCCUCGCCUGCUGCAUCCUGCACAACGUCUGCGAAGCGCACGACAACCCCUUCAACGAGGAGUGGUUGGAGGGCACCGAGCCCACCGAGCUGCCCAAGCCCUGCCAGCCCGCGCCCGCCGCCAUGGAGGACGGCCGGGCCGAGCAAGUGCGCGAGCUGAUGUGCCAGUACUUCGAGAGCUGCGGGGAGGGCUGACGGCGGCGGGGACACGGCCGUGCGCCUCCACGGGCUCCGGUGGACGUCCCGGGAUGCUGGCCCGGUGGUACCGGGCUGCUCGGUCAGGACCACACCGUCCCGUUGGCUCCUGCUGGUUUUGCCUCGGUGGGUGCAGGCAGCGGGAUGUAUUUCACACCCGUGCUCUUUCCUGGGGUUCGAUCGAUCUUGUGACGUGCUCUGUGCUGUGUGAAUAAAGCAGGGAUCACGGUCUGGCUGAGGAGAGGCC
Oxyura jamaicensis (ruddy duck) is the source of this 1397-nucleotide messenger RNA. Its product is annotated as protein ANTAGONIST OF LIKE HETEROCHROMATIN PROTEIN 1-like. NCBI's taxonomy places the organism in Eukaryota, Metazoa, Chordata, Aves, Anseriformes, Anatidae. The transcript is spliced from 2 exons. The record is from RefSeq and is a predicted model, not a curated record. Bases 167 to 1150 code for a protein of 327 amino acids.